UAUUUCAAGACCGUUGACAUACAAAUAACUUCACACAUCCAUGGACAUGCCACCCUCAUCUCCUAUGCUUCCGAAGCCACGCAUGGGCUGCGAAGACGAUGCCCAGCUCUAUAGCAACUACCUCGUACUUGAUCCUAAACAAGCAGGCUUCCUCGACCUCGCUCGCCUCCUGUUCUCCGCGUCCGAGAGAACAUACAUCCAAUGCCCGGAUACCUCCAAGGAGCUCAGGGAGUUCGGGCGUAGAUGGGUCAUCUUCAUCUCCAUCGUCGUUCAGAAACUCCUGCACCUGUUCAAGGGAAUGUUGGGAUGGCUCGGAAACGCUUUGGAGUUCUGCCUCAAUCUGCCGUCGACCAACGGAGGAUUUCUCAAGCUCAUCACCAAUUCUCUCAAAGGAAACGUGGGGUGGCCAACUAGAGGCUCGCCUACUUUUGCAUCGGUGGUUGGGAAUUUGGACCAAAGAGUGGACCUUGACGACCAGCUCAAGCAUGGAGACGCGGGGUAUAAUGCGUAUUUGUCCAUGAUGGCCGCUAAGCUGUCGUACGAGAAUGAUUCUUUUGUCGAAACCACCAUCAGAGAUCGUUGGAAGAUGGAACCCUUGCUGAGGUCGGACUUUUGGAACGAUUACCAAGAGCAACCCUCAACUCGAGCCAUUGUGUUCAAAGAUGGAGACCUGAUUGUGGUGGCAUUUAGGGGUACCCCCCCUUUCGAUGCGGAUGCAUGGUGCACCGACGUCGAUCUCUCCUGGUACGAGCUUGAGCUCGAAGGAGAAGCGGGGCCGGAGACGGUGAGCAUCCACAGCGGCUUCAUGAAAGCGUUGGGCCUACAAAAGGGCAGAGGAUGGCCCGAGGCACCCAAGGAAGGCAAGCCCUACGCUUAUUAUAAGAUAAAGGAAAUCCUAGGGGAGCAAUUAAAGGAGGAAGGGACAAAGUUCAUAGUGACAGGGCAUAGCUUGGGAGGGGCGCUCGCCAUACUCUUCGUGGGAGUGUUGGGCAAGCACCAGGAGGAUUCGAUCUUGGAGAGGUUGGAAGGAGUGUACACGUUUGGGCAACCAAGGGUUGGGGAUGAGAGGUUUGGGGAGUACAUGAAGAGGAAAAUUCAUCGCGAGAUGAAUGUUUUCCAAUACUAUAGGUAUGUCUAUUCGAGCGACCUUGUUCCUAGGCUGCCUCGCGAUGGCAAUGUCUUUGGGUUCAAGCACUUUGGUCCUUGCCUCUACUUCAACAGCUUGUACAAGGGGAAGGUGUUAGGUGAGGCGCCAAACAAAAACAGCUCGUCGUUGUUAUGGUUCAUACCAAACAUCAUGAUCGCGAUUUGGGAGCUGGUUAGGGGCUUCAUCAUACCGUGCCUGAAAGGCCCAUCAUACCGAGAGAGCCUGUUCUUGAUACUGUUUAGGAUGGUUGGCAUAGCGAUUCCAGGAUUGUCUGCUCAUUCUCCUCAAGAUUAUGUCAAUUUGACUCGACUCGGCUCCUUAUCCUCCCAUGAAGUAAGCUAGAUCCAAUCAAUCAGGGCUGCGGCCUAUGUACCGAUGCAAUCCUACAUGGAUAACUCUCAAGGUCAUGUCUGUCUAAGAGGGCCAAGUGAUGGGCCUUUGAGACAAACCUAGUUACUUGUAGUGUAUGCUAUUGAAGAAUUCUGUAUGGAUAGAUUGAGAGAGAAUAAAACCGUAAACGCUUGAAGAAACCGUUGGGGUUUGUGAUAUUGCUAAGUGGUAUAGAGUCUAUAUCUGUCACUACUUUGGACCAUAUUACAGUGCAAAAGCGAAGUUGAUUU
This is a messenger RNA of Rhodamnia argentea, 1767 nucleotides long. RefSeq names its product triacylglycerol lipase OBL1. The transcript has 5 exons. Gene Ontology annotation, molecular function: triacylglycerol lipase activity. The record is from RefSeq and is a predicted model, not a curated record. Gene Ontology annotation, biological process: lipid metabolic process. The coding region runs from base 41 to 1489 and encodes 482 amino acids. Lineage: Eukaryota; Viridiplantae; Streptophyta; Magnoliopsida; Myrtales; Myrtaceae.